AUGCUGCCUUCGGUUGUGGCACAGGACUCCACCCACUCUCCCCUAAAGGUAGCCAGCGCCAGGGCACUGAGGGCUCCAGAAGGGGCAGGCGGGGCCAACCCUCUGAGCAGGAUAAAACCCCAGGAGGAGGGGUGUGGUGCGGGCACAGCCUUGGCAUGGCCCUCUGGCUCCUCAUUCUCCGCCAGCUCCAUGGCCAGCCCCGUGGACGCAUCCUCACCAGGCCAUGCCAGUGGGUUGGGUUCCCCCCGGAGAAAGCGGACCACCUUCAGCAGGGGGCAGCUGCUGGAGUUGGAGCGGGCAUUUGCAGCACGGCCCUACCCCGACAUCGGCACCCGUGAGCACCUGGCUCGGGUCACCUGCCUUCCUGAGGCCAAGAUACAGGUGUGGUUCCAGAACCGCCGGGCCAAGAGAAUCAAGAACAGGAAGGCAGGAGGCCUAAGCCCCAGGCCCGAGCACACCCAGAGAGCCCGAUCUCUUCCAGACACCCUCCAGCAGGCCCGGGAGCCCCGAACACUAGGCCAGCUUCCGCCCUCCAACAGCACACCUCAGUGUGCCUCAAUGAGUCGACAUGCCUCCUGCCCAGCUCCCGGCUUGAGUCCAGGGCAGGGCUGGGCAGGGGCUAAAGCUGUAGCCCCAUGGGGACCAGCUGGGGCUUCAGGGGUCCACCUUUCUUCAGAGCGAGCCACUCCCCAAACCUCAUUGGGCAGCUUAUCUGACCUCAUCUAUGCCUCCGCCAUCGUCACCAACCUGGACCACUCCUAAUCGAAGACCAGAACUUGGGAGACCGCUCCUCUGGCUCUGCAGCCCACCCUGCCCCUCAGGGCUGAACGCAUCAGAAGUGGAUCCCCCACCCCACCUGUUACACAAGGGAGUUCU
Molecule: messenger RNA, 876 nt
Organism: Callorhinus ursinus (northern fur seal)
Lineage: Eukaryota; Metazoa; Chordata; Mammalia; Carnivora; Otariidae
Gene: SEBOX
Product: SEBOX homeobox
Molecular function (GO): DNA binding
Source: RefSeq, a predicted model, not a curated record